UAACAUGUCUUCUCAAAGCCCUUUCCCUCUAUCGCAGGACGGGCCUACCCGCUUCCAAAAUGUCUGCCGGCAGCAGUGACGUCACUCGAUCCCCUCCAUCAAACCAGAAAGCCCGUGCGCUCCAAUCCAGCUCAAGCACCUCCCUUGCUGGCGUCACUUCCGGUGGUGCAGCAGCCAUUUUGUCAGUCGCCAGUGGAUCCCGCGCGCUGGAGAAGUGCAGUUCCCCCUGGUUACCAACUCGUCCGUUCUCCUUUGGCGCUGCGGGUGCCGUGGAAGAGCCGUCACCAGAGGCACAGCCGUUCCUGUCUCCAGUGCCUCCGCUACUGUUGCAUCCAGCUGGAGCUGGUGCGCUGUCUUCCUCCCCCACCACUGACAGGCGCCCUCGGAGCCGCCGUCCGCGAUGUCAAGCGAGGAAAGCUAUCGGGCCAUCCUGCGCUACCUGACGAACGAGCGGGAGCCGUACGCGCCGGGCACCGAGGGCAAUGUCAAGCGUAAAAUCCGCAAGGCUGCUGCCUGCUACGUGGUGCGCGGCGGGACUCUGUAUUAUCAGCGGCGGCAGCGGCACCGCAAGACGUUCGCGGAGCUGGAGGUGGUUCUGCAGCCAGAGCGGCGCCGGGGCCUCAUCGAGGCGGCGCACCUGGGCCCUGGCGGCACUCACCACACCCGGCAUCAGACCUGGCACGACCUGUCCAAGACGUACUGGUGGCGAGGGAUAUUAAAGCAAGUCAAAGAUUACAUUAAACAGUGUAGCAAAUGCCAAGAGAAACUAGAUCGUUCUCGUCCAAUAUCAGAUGCUUCAGAAAUGUUGGAAGAAUUGGGACUGGACCUUGAAUCUGGAGAGGAAAGUAAUGAAUCAGAGGAUGACCUGAGCAACUUUACUUCACCUCCAGCUACAGCCUCCAAGCCUUCCAAAAAGAAGCCAGUAUCCAAACAUGAACUUGUCUUUGUUGACACCAAAGGAGUGGUAAAACGUUCAUCUCCAAAACACUGUCAGGCUGUCUUAAAGCAGCUGAAUGAGCAGAGACUUUCCAACCAGUUCUGUGAUGUUACUUUGUUAAUUGAAGGAGAAGAGUACAAAGCUCAUAAGUCUGUUUUGUCAGCUAAUAGUGAAUAUUUUCGAGAUCUUUUUAUUGAAAAAGGAGCUGUUUCCAGUCAUGAGGCUGUGGUGGAUCUUUCUGGUUUUUGUAAGGCAAGCUUCCUUCCUUUACUGGAAUUUGCCUAUACUUCUGUGCUAAGUUUUGACUUCUGUAGCAUGGCUGAUGUUGCUAUCUUAGCUCGUCAUCUUUUCAUGUCAGAAGUUUUAGAAAUUUGUGAAAGUGUGCAUAAACUAAUGGAGGAAAAGCAGCUAACAGUAUAUAAGAAGGGCGAAGUACAAACAGUAGCAUCUACCCAGGACUUACCAGAACAGAAUGGAAGUACAGCGCCUCCUGUGGCUAGCAAUGAGGGAACUACAACAACUGUGUCUACUGGGCUUGAGGAUUGUGAAAUUGUGCUACUGAUAAAUGGAGAAUUGCCUGAAGCUGGACAGAAUGGAGAGCUAGGAAGACAGCCUGGGCCCCAGGUUUCUUCAGAGGCUGGAGCUGCUCCGUCAUCUGUGGGGUCUGUAUCUGAUUCCCGUUCUGAAGUCGAAUGUGUUGAUUUGGUAACAAAAAAUAACCCCACAGAGCUAGAAACUUCAAACAUCAGAGAAGAUAGCACAGUUUCUAACAUGCCUUGUAAACUUUCAAGAGAGAAUAUUAUCAGUAGCCCUCCAGAGAACAGUGACUUGGGAAAUGAUACAUUAACUGAAGAUAACUGUACUGAAGAUAUUCCAAAACAUGUACAGAAUGUUCAUCAACCUUUAGAAGAUCAGGAAAAUCCAAAUGCACUGACAGCAAAGACAGACAUUGGCCCCGAUGAUGACACUUACAGGAGCAGGCUUCGGCAGCGUUCUGUGAAUGAAGGAGGAUAUAUUCGACUACACAAGGGCAUGGAAAAAAAACUGCAGAAACGGAAGGCCAUUCCCAAGUCAGCGGUUCAACAGGUGGCCCAGAAAUUGGUUCAAAGAGGAAAAAAGAUGAAACAGCCAAAAAGGGAUUCCAAAGAGAGCACUGAAGAGGCGUCUCAUAAAUGUGGGGAAUGUGGCAUGGUUUUUCAGAGACGAUACGCCCUUAUAACACACACAUUAAAACAUGAAAGAGCUAGAGAUUACAAAUGUCCCUUGUGUAAAAAACAGUUUCAGUACAGUGCCUCCUUACGAGCGCAUCUUAUUCGACAUACCAGAAAAGAUGCACCCACAUCAUCGUCAUCCAAUUCCACAUCUAAUGAGGCAUCAGGAACAUCAUCUGAGAAAGGCAGAACCAAACGAGAAUUUAUAUGCUCCAUAUGUGGAAGGACAUUACCUAAAUUAUAUUCACUUCGAAUACAUAUGUUAAAGCACACAGGCGUAAAACCACAUGCAUGCCAGGUUUGUGGAAAGACUUUUAUCUACAAGCAUGGUCUAAAAUUACAUCAAAGUCUACAUCAGUCACAAAAGCAGUUCCAGUGUGAACUUUGCGUUAAGUCAUUUGUGACCAAACGCAGUCUUCAAGAACAUAAGAGUAUUCACACAGGUGAGUCCAAAUACCUUUGCUCAGUCUGUGGAAAGUCUUUUCAUAGGGGCUCUGGACUCAGCAAGCACUUAAAGAAACAUCAGCCAAAGCCUGAGGUUCGAGGCUAUCAUUGUACUCAAUGUGAAAAAAGUUUCUUUGAAGCUAGAGAUCUUCGCCAGCACAUGAACAAACAUCUUGGUGUGAAGCCAUUCCAGUGCCAAUUUUGUGACAAGUGCUAUAGUUGGAAAAAAGAUUGGUAUUCCCAUGUGAAGUCUCAUUCUGUCACUGAGCCUUACAGGUGUAAUAUAUGUGGAAAAGAGUUUUAUGAAAAAGCUUUGUUCAGAAGGCAUGUAAAGAAAGCUACCCAUGGGAAAAAAGGAAGAGCAAAGCAAAAUCUGGAACGAGUAUGUGAACAAUGUGGGAGAAAAUUUACUCAGCUGAGAGAGUAUAGGAGACACAUGAACAACCAUGAAGGAGUUAAACCAUUUGAGUGCUUAACAUGUGGAGUAGCUUGGGCUGAUGCCCGAUCUCUCAAACGCCACGUCAGAACACAUACUGGUGAACGGCCCUAUGUCUGUCCUGUAUGUAGUGAAGCCUACAUAGAUGCUCGGACACUCCGUAAACAUAUGACUAAAUUCCACAGAGACUAUGUGCCUUGCAAAAUUAUGCUGGAAAAAGAUACCCUUCAGUUUCAUAACCAAGGAACUCAAGUGGAACAUGCUGUUAGUAUCUUAACAACAGACAUGCAGGAACAGGAAAGUAGUGGUCCUCAAGAACUUGAGACUGUAGUGGUGACAGGAGAAACAAUGGAAGCUCUCGAAGCAGUUGCAGCCACCGAAGAGUGUCCAUCAGUAUCUACACUUUCUGACCAAAGUAUUAUGCAAGUAGUUAAUUAUGUAUUGGCACAACAGCAGGGACAGAAGCUCUCUGAAGUUGCAGAAGCUAUUCAAACUGUGGAAGUAGAGGUAGCACAUAUUUCAGAAGCAGAAUGAAUAUAGUUAUGAAAAUGAAAGGAAGAGACAUCUCAUAUAUACUAAAUUCACAGAACAUUUGUUUACAAUACCAUGUGACUGACUGCUUAAAGUUGAUAUGUCAAGGCUCUGGGCUUAGUGAUGUAACAUUCUGAACACUGUCCAGUGGGUUCUACAGGAAAAGUCCAUUUUCUCUAAAGAAAUUGAAAAAAAUCUUAAUGGCAGUGCUUUAUCAUGGUAUACCUUUUGUGGAUUAAUGUUUAUAAAUGUACUAAAUUGAAAGCUGUACAGUUUCAUUUGCAUUUUGGCAUUGUUUCAUUAUAUAUUUUGAGUUUAAAAGGUUGGACCGUUUGGUUUUUCUUAUCAAAAUAUAGAGGUUCUGUGAUUUCAGUCACGCUGUUUAUGGAUUAAAAAGAAAAUUAAAAUAUAAAGCAUUUCAGUAGGAUUUAUCGGUAUACUACGGUUUUUUAAAUGCUUUACAUCUGUGAUUCUUGGCUUACUAUUUAUUUUUAACCCCUUCUAAGUCAGGGAUUCUUUAUUUUGUUUUAAAGCACUUAAUGAGUUACAUGUUGUAAUCAAGUUUGCACAAUAUAUUUAUCUAUAUGGGGAACCCAUAAAUGAAUAGCUACUUUUUAAAAUGCCAUUAAAAUGCAUGAAAUGCCUAUUGAAGCCUUACUGUACUAUCUUUUCAAGGCAAGUAAACUGACCAUGAGAAAAGAACAUUGUUAUUAAAAACUGUUCAUGGAAAAUUUCUCCUUGAUACAUAGGAAAAUGUGUGAAAGAGGGGGAAGGAAAGGAUCUCAUUCUUUCAUUGAAGAAUGAACAAGUAAAUGAAUGAACAAGUUAGCUUUUCUAUGUUUUCAGCUUUUGUAUCAUGUUUAAUUGUUUAAUUUUGUUUGAAAACUGCAGUAGAGAGUAUCUGCAGUGGCCCUGUGAAUACUGUAUAAUUGUCAAAUAACUUCAGAAUAUUCAAUGCAGUGCUCAUUACAAUAUACUACUUGAAGAAAUUGAUUAUGAUCCCACCAAAUUGUUGAAAAUAAAUUAUUCAUAAAUGUUAUCUGGAAA
Lepus europaeus (European hare) is the source of this 4606-nucleotide messenger RNA. RefSeq names its product zinc finger and BTB domain containing 11 (gene ZBTB11). Gene Ontology annotation, molecular function: protein binding. The record is from RefSeq and is a predicted model, not a curated record. Lineage: Eukaryota; Metazoa; Chordata; Mammalia; Lagomorpha; Leporidae. The coding region runs from base 401 to 3562 and encodes 1053 amino acids. Gene Ontology annotation, biological process: negative regulation of transcription by RNA polymerase II; regulation of cytokine production; regulation of immune system process. The transcript is spliced from 11 exons.